GUGCAACAUACUUACGUAAGUAUAUUGCACUCAACGUAUAUACGUAGAUUUUUUUCAACUAAGUAAUAUUAAUUUUGUCUUCAAGAAUUUUCUCACUUCUGACUACUGUAAGCUUGCAACUUUGUACCCCGCGACUGAAGAAAAGCAGCUGAGAUUUGAGUGAAUGUCCGUGUGAGGAGCCGUUGAAUAGAUUGCUGCGCUAUGUCGUAGGAAAAACCACAGACAUUCUUAACGUACUUUGUUCGCGAUAUACUGCUAUUUGCCAAAUGCCAAAAGAUUCAUGGAUUACAUUUUUAUCUUUGGCAGUGUUGGCUUGGAGAUUUUGUGGAAGGGUUAACGAGGGACUGUUCUUGUGUUGACUGUUGUAAAAGCAGAGUUCUUUGAAUUUAGGCUAUUUAGCGUCCAAUUCAUGCAACGUCGUCUUGCUGUUAACCCGCUGCCGACCCGUCGGUGGCUGACAUAGUGGUACUGUCUCGGCAAUCCCAUGAGUCGCUUUGUAGUAGUAAACGAAUGGCUUUUCCUUUAUGAUCUCGCUGAUUAUCUGUCGCCACGGUAUGUGGGCGGCGCUUGUGCGACUGCUUGACGUCGUUUAGCGAAGCGGGCCUGACAAUUACUCCGUAAUUAGCGACGUUAUAUCAUACCAGCUUCGCAUCGGCAACCUGCAUACAGUAUGGAUGCCGAAUCCAAGUAUCAAGUGGGCCUCGAACCAUGGCCGUACCGCCGAUUCGGCCGCAGUGUCAGCAGCGGCAACACCGUGAUGGUGAAGCUAAGCGGUGCUUGGUACCUGGGCUUCAUCGAGGACAUUGCCGACGACCAGCAGCAAAUCUUCGUCAACUUCCACUGUAAUUUUUUACCGGCCGCCUGGCUGCCCGCCCGCCAGGUCUUCCCCCAUGCCCUGCUCACGGAGACGUGCGGCGACUUCUUCACGGUACUGGCGGCGUUGCGCGCCGACCCUACCGCGCCGCUGAUAUUCCAGCGCGCCGACGUUGUGGCCGUUUGCCUCAGCGGCCAGUUGAUGUGCUGUGUGCAGAGUCAGACAGGAGCCGCUGCACCGCGCCAGCUGGUGCAUCCGCUGCAGAUUGCCGCCGAGCGGCCGCCUCGUCGGACGGUGUUACAACCGCCGGCUUCGCCAUACCAAGGCGUCUACGCCGCCUACACGACCGAGACGAUGGACGUGGCGCACAUCAACAGUAUCGAUGAGAACCGGCUGCAGUUCGAGAUGAAGCGCGCUCUGUACGCCGCGCAGUGCCGGGCCGUCAGCGCCCCGAUGCGGCGGGCGAUCGGGGAUGAAUUACGGUAUUACAUGGGUUUGGGCCAGAAUUCCGUCAAGUUCGUCAUUUGGCAGCGGCAGGAGGAAGCUUGCAAUUGGAGUGUGGAGAUGCUGUCGGAAUGCGUCCGCCGUUGCUUGCAGAAUGGCGUAUUGGCUAACGAUAAUGCCGUAUCAUGGUAUGGCUGUCCCAGUCCCAGGGGUGAUGCCAUUUCCCAUGACGACGUCGGCAGCGGUUUAGCUGGUCUGCCGCUGGAAAUCAUAGAGAAUAUGCUGGAGUUGGUGGAUGUUGUCACUCGCACCAGAUUGCAACGGGUCAGUCCAGCGUGGACCGAGCUGACUGCUCGCAGCCUCUCGCUACGCCGGCAUUUCAUCAUGGAUUUCGGCCUGCGUGUGCGCAGUGCCAACAAGUCGGACGAAAUGCACCGUCUCGGCCUACUGUUAUACUACGGGCUGAGCCCCGACGUGCGGACGCUGGUGCUGAGCCGAUGGCGGCCCGCCGACUAUUCACUGGGAAGCAAUGGUUACAGCUACGGUGAUGCUGAUUUAACCGUCAUGCGGCAGGUAAUCAGGAUGCGGCAACUGCCAGCCGGCCUGCAGCGCAUCAUCUAUCACCGCUGCGUCGUCACCUACGACCUGCCGGCUACGUGGUCCUCGUCUAGCCCGGCCACUGCCGACCACCCGACCUUCUUCCCGCUCAACCACUUGUCACCGUUGAUGGAUGUGUGUAGCGGCAGCGGUCAGGUAAUUAUGGUUGACUACGUCCAGAAGGACGCCGUCCGCCACUGGGACUGGCUGCGGCCCCUCCGGAACCCCGACGGGGGCCCCUACAAGCAGCGCAACACCAGCACAGCCCCGCCGCUAUGCGUCGCCCUGCCGUUUCUGCGGCUGGACUGCAGUCAGGAUGCCGUCAGCCUCCUGACCAGCGUGCGGACGGCCAUGGAGGCCGCACUCCCGGAGCCGCCAGCGGCGAUGCGGCGGAUGGCCUCGGACAUGUACGAGUACUGGCGAACCCGCGACACCUACUGGCGCUUCCUCCGCCAUCUCCUCACAGCGAUUAUAUGCCCUGGAUUCGAUUCCUUGUUUGGCACGGAACCGGGCGGUUCAGUAUGGCAGCACGUUGACUUCCCCAACACUCCGCUGCCGCAGCUGACCCGUUUAACCGUCUGCGCUCUGGACUCCUUGUGGUGCCCGUGCAGCUGUGCAGCCGAUGUUGCUGUAGACCCAUAGCGGUGAUCUGCAUCUGGCCAAGACAAUGGCCAUCCGCUUAGAUAGCGGAUAUAAGGCGUUUGUUCUCAAUUUCGAGUCCAAAUAAUCAGUUUCGCGAGCUAACCAUAAGCAGUUGGUCACACAGAAUGUUACAGAUACUGAGCAGUUAACGUAAUGAGGUGAAAAAAAUUGACUGCUUGUUAUAAAUACGCUAAUAAAUUCUCAGUGAAAAUAAUUCCAAGUUCCAACUAUGCUGGAUGUUUAGCUAGUUAUUAUCGUUUGACAGAAAAUCCCGUUUCCUUGAACGUAGAGUACGUACCUUCGCUUCGGUCGAUUAUACAACAAACAAUAAUAAAAAGUUUAUCAAUACUGGAUGUCAGUACCGGACGGCUAUCGUAUCACAUCCACUUAACCCGAGCGGAGAAGCCGUAUUCGCAGCCAAAUUCCGGAGAGGCCCGGCGCCCAACCGCGUCACCGGCGCGCCACCAGCUACGUAGUCACCUGCCGGUAAAGGUCGACGAGGCCAUCGAUCGAUUAUCUGCCCGUACCGGAAGAAGAAACUAGCGCAGGAACACGCCCUGGCCAAUAUCCAGACCUUCGUCGACGAUCUGGAGCGCUGCAUCCAGCACAUCCACAAGGCGCCAUCUUCCUCCGGAAGUCCCGGCAAACCCGUCCCUCCGUCGGCAUUAACCACCGUCAGCCUGCCGCGGCCGGUCAUCCGCCGCGAGACCGCGGGCGACGUGGCGUGGGAGCGGAAGAACAAGACAGUGACCUUUAACGACCCCACCGCGCCGGGCGAACUCCGGCUUAUG
Paramacrobiotus metropolitanus is the source of this 3288-nucleotide messenger RNA. RefSeq lists its product as uncharacterized. NCBI's taxonomy places the organism in Eukaryota, Metazoa, Tardigrada, Eutardigrada, Parachela, Macrobiotidae. Gene Ontology annotation, molecular function: protein binding. The transcript has 8 exons. The record is from RefSeq and is a predicted model, not a curated record. Bases 671 to 2497 code for a protein of 608 amino acids.